UUUUCAAUGUUUUAUUAUUUCUUUUAUUAAAUAAAAAAUUGAUACCUGUGUGCAUGAAGCAAGGGAUGUCUGUGAUUCACCGGUAUGAUGAAGAAAUUUAUAUUGUAUUUUAAUUCCUCACAAAUAUUGAUGUUAUCUAAUAUGUUUCAACAUGUUGAACAGAACAAAAAACUUGUUGAUGAAAGUGUUGGUGAAGCACAAUUAUCAGAUUCACAAUUCACAUUUUCAAAUGAGGUGUUUAGAAGUAUCAAUCUUGAUUUCAUACAACAAAAUUUGAGAGUUCAAGAUGAUCCAAAGAAUACAGAAGCUGCUGCAGAAAUAGUUGAAAAUACAUCAAUGGAUGAUUGUGAGAAAUUAAAAUUGAAUGAACAAAUUAAUUUAGAAGUGCACACUCAUGAAGCAGUAUCCGGAGAAAGGAAGGCUCAACCAGAUUUACGUGAUUCCCAACUAACAAUUCCUGAUGAGUUGCUACCCAGCCUUAAUAAAUAUGCGAAUCUGGAAAGAAGCAUAAUUGUACAUCCAUCUGCAAAUGAAGAACAAACUUUUGUGAAUGUUCCAAGAAUUAAGAGACCAUCUAAAUUCAAAGAGUCACCAUUCACUACGAAAUUUGGUUCAGCAGAAGACACUAAGGUCACCAAUAAGUUCUUGACGUGGCUUUCAGUGGACCUUCUCAAAUAUCAUGCGAAGAAAAGCAACAAAAAGAAACAUUAUCUGAAAAACAAGUUCAGGAUACCAGUUAUGAAUUUUGGCAUUCUAUUAGUUGAAGACAAGAAUUGGUUCUACGUUAUGGAUACUCCUGGACAGUCAUGGUCUGAUGAGCAAAUUGAUGUUUGCCUUUACUAUUUGAGAAAGAAAUUCAAAUGCAUAUAUGUAUAUAAUUCAAUGUCAUCUGUUGGUCAUGAUUCUAUUGUGCUUGCUGAAGUUGAGAAGUUGGCUGAGGUUAUACCUUUAUGCCUUUUGACAUGCAAAUUCUAUGAGAAGAAGGGUAUUGGUAUUGACAAUCAACCAAAUUACAAAUUAAAUGAUAAAAAUGAUCUUUUUGAUGUUUACAUUAUGAAUUUGCCUCAACAACCAAGUGGCAGCUUGUAA
This is a messenger RNA of Capsicum annuum, 1089 nucleotides long. RefSeq lists its product as uncharacterized. The record is from RefSeq and is a predicted model, not a curated record. Lineage: Eukaryota; Viridiplantae; Streptophyta; Magnoliopsida; Solanales; Solanaceae. The coding region runs from base 85 to 1089 and encodes 334 amino acids. The transcript is spliced from 6 exons.